AGUGCGUCGCGUUUGAUUCAGUCGACGGGCUGGCGUGAGGCCGGGCUGAUUUAAAUGACGACACCUGUCGUGGCUUGGGCAUAUGCUAGCCCACCGAGGUCGAAGAGGCACGCGACCAGCGUUAGCAUCGAAUUUCUUUGGGCUGAAGCCAUGAGGACAAGUGAGUUUGACUCCUCAUCUGAAGACGAGGAGGUUGGAGAGGAGCAGCUGACGCCCUUCCACAUCUCCUGGUUGCCUCUAGCCAUAGUGGAGUGCUCGCAGUUUCUUGGGAUAAGUGCGCUACCAGGUUGCAAAUACAAAGAGAUCCGCAGGAGUCUACAAAGAGACGUUGAGGAGCUCCAGAACCAGGGGGUACAAGACGUGUUUGUUCUCUGCACCAGAGGGGAACUUAACAAGUACAGGGUCCCCUCCCUGCUGGAGGUCUACGAGCAGCGAGGCUUCGCAGUUCACCACAUGCCCUUCCUAGACGGAGACGCUCCUGAGCUGGAGCAGUGCUGCCAGAUCCUCGAGGAGCUGCAGGUCAGCCUCGACAGCAACAGGAGGACACUGAUCCACUGUUUCGGAGGCCUCGGACGCUCUGCAUUAAUCGCUGCCUGUCUGCUGCUUCAGCUCUCUUCAACAAUGACAGCAAACAAAGCCAUCGAAAUCCUCAGGGAGCACAGAGGAGGGGGGGCGAUACAAACAGUGAAGCAAUACAACUUCCUCCACGAGUUUCAAGAAAGAUACACAGCGUACCAAGAGAGGAGGGAGGUUUCCACAGAGCGCUCAGUGUCACGGUGAUGACUGCUUCGCUCUUCAAUUCACGAGCCGUGAAAAUAUUGAUUGCUUCAAACUUG
Messenger RNA from Xiphias gladius (swordfish), 836 nucleotides. It is a transcript of the gene cdkn3, whose product is annotated as cyclin-dependent kinase inhibitor 3. Gene Ontology annotation, cellular component: nucleus. Bases 55 to 780 code for a protein of 241 amino acids. Gene Ontology annotation, molecular function: protein tyrosine phosphatase activity. NCBI's taxonomy places the organism in Eukaryota, Metazoa, Chordata, Actinopteri, Istiophoriformes, Xiphiidae. The record is from RefSeq and is a predicted model, not a curated record. Gene Ontology annotation, biological process: protein dephosphorylation. The transcript is spliced from 8 exons.